AUGCGUCAAAGUUCGAGCACCUGCUCCACCCUGCGCGGCGGCACAAGUGGUGACGCCGGCGGCGGCGUCAUGCUAUUUGGGGUACGCGUCGUGGAGGGGGAUUCGUUCGGAAAGCGCAAUAUAAAGAAAAAGCGAGCAAGCAAGAACGGAAUCCUCCGGUUGGAGCAGCGGCACGAUUUCGGCGCUGGCAUCGCCGCCCGCAGCCCCUCCGACGACGGUGCCGCCGCUUCCGAUGGGAGGAGGGAGCGCAAGCGGGGGCUUAUUCCAUGGACGGAGGAAGAACACGGGCUUUUCUUACUAGGGAUGCAGAAGCUAGGGAGAGGGAAGUGGACAGGAAUCUCCAGAACGUUUGUCAAGACACGCACACCUGGUCAAAUUUCCAGCCAUGCUCAAUAUUACUUUCGCUGGCUAAACAACUGCGACGGGAGACGAGGUCGUCGCAAUAGAAUCUACGACUCCGCCGCUGAAGAAGAAGAAAAAAAAGGGCAGAGGCAAACAGAAAGCACAACCUCCCCUCUUGAACUAACUCUCGGUGUCGGACGAUUCCAUACCCUUUGCCGUUCGAAGGAGGAGAAGAAAGGAACCGCCCCUCAUAUGAUUUUGUUUGGAGGGAGUUCAACCGGACGGUUUAGCCUGGCCUGA
This is a messenger RNA of Malania oleifera, 642 nucleotides long. Its product is annotated as transcription factor MYB1R1-like. Gene Ontology annotation, biological process: response to ethylene; response to gibberellin; response to auxin. Bases 1 to 642 code for a protein of 213 amino acids. The record is from RefSeq and is a predicted model, not a curated record. NCBI's taxonomy places the organism in Eukaryota, Viridiplantae, Streptophyta, Magnoliopsida, Santalales, Ximeniaceae. The transcript has a single exon. Gene Ontology annotation, molecular function: DNA binding.